This is a messenger RNA of Clonostachys solani, 1545 nucleotides long. The record is from the annotation of a GenBank genome assembly. Lineage: Eukaryota; Fungi; Ascomycota; Sordariomycetes; Hypocreales; Bionectriaceae.
AUGGAUCAGAAUUCACAGCAAAAUGAUCUCCUUAUUGCCACCAUCCUGAAGCUUCAGGAGACCCAGUCGCAGCUUGUCGCUACGGUUGAGGCUCUAUCUAAUCGUGUGAACGUGGCAUUCCCUGACACUGCCUCGCCCCCAUUUCCAGCAACUCUCGUAGCCAGAUCAGUGAAGAGUGAAGACGGAGACGCGCAAGGCGCUAUCCCAGUAUCUUCUAUCGAAUCUGUUUCUCGGGACGUUGAAGAUGAUAGUGGCAAGACUCAGCGAUCAUCGGAGGCUGCGUCUCCCGCCCAGAAAUCCGCAUUCACGUCUCGUAUUGUCCUCACAACAUAUCCCAAGCAGAUUGGUAUCAGCCCUCUUCCCAUGGACUGGGGCAAUCCCGAUCCUUUGAAGAGAGGCCCCGUCGUUGUUUCAAGACUGGCAAAUACUAUUCGUAAACGCAACGUGUUUAGCGGAGGUUCAUAUUCUACUUACUAUGCCCUAGCGGUGGCCAGUAAAGAAUUAAACAUCGACCAUAGGCCGGAUUUCACCAACACGGAGCCCGCCGUCAACCUUGGACCGUUCCCUCAGUGGGGCGACCGAGACAAGAUCGUGGCCAUGGAUCCAUAUGGACAUAUGGCGCCAUGGUUAUUCAAGGACAUCAUUGGAAAGGAUGACGUUGACAUCCGUCCAACCAUUGCCAUCACCAAAGCCCACAUGAAACUACCAGAGCUCGAGGAGAGUGUGAGGAAAGGCCGACUGGUCCCGGAUGGGAAAAUAUGUUUGAACGAUCUCGGCGAACUUGCAGUUACCAAGUUCGCUGUUGAGCCUGUUUGGUAUCUUCCCGGUGUUGCUGAGAGAUUCGGCAUUGAUGAGGGGACUCUCCGCCGCUCACUCUUCGAGCAUACUGGUGGCAGCUAUCCUGAGCUCAUUACACGAGGCGAUUUAAAGCUCUUCCUCCCUCCAAUCGGUGGUCUCACUGUUUACUGCUUCGGCGAUCCAGCAAAGAUGUCAGACGCAAACGUGCGGCUCUCUCUGAGAGUUCAUGACGAGUGCAACGGAAGUGACGUCUUUGGUUCCGACAUUUGUACUUGUCGCCCGUACCUCAUUUUCGGCAUCGAGGAGGCCGUCAAGGAGGCGCAGAAUGGAGGCAGCGGUGUCGUCAUUUACUUCAGAAAGGAAGGCAGGGCGCUGGGAGAGGUGACCAAGGUACUCGUGUACAAUGCGCGAAAGCGAGGAGCCGAUCGAGCAUCGGAUUACUUCAAGCGGACGGAAAACAUUGCUGGAGUCAAAGACAUGCGAUUCCAAGCGCUGAUGCCAGAUAUUCUUCACUGGCUAGGCAUAAGCAAGAUCGAUCGCAUGCUCAGCAUGAGCAACAUGAAACAUGAUGCCAUCGUAGGCCAAGGAAUUCCCAUUCACGAGAGAGUGGAGUUGCCGGACGAGCUUAUACCCGCAGAUUCGCGUGUAGAAAUCGACGCCAAGAUUACAGCAGGUUAUUUCACCGCCGGAAAACGCCUCACAACAGACGAGUUGGAGGCAGUCCAAGGCAGGAUUUGGGAAGAGUAA